This is a messenger RNA of Asparagus officinalis (garden asparagus), 2117 nucleotides long. Its product is annotated as plant intracellular Ras-group-related LRR protein 3-like. The transcript is spliced from 3 exons. Lineage: Eukaryota; Viridiplantae; Streptophyta; Magnoliopsida; Asparagales; Asparagaceae. Gene Ontology annotation, molecular function: protein binding. The record is from RefSeq and is a predicted model, not a curated record.
UGGGCCCUUGAAGAGCGGGCCGGCCCAUCAUCGCGCUGACCAGGGAAUCCGCAUCUCCCGAGCAAAUCUCAGGCAGAAAACCGCAGAAACGCUCCAAAACUUCCCUCUGUCCUUCCUACUGUCUCCAUCAUCAUCAUCCUCAUCGUUAUCAUCAUCUGUUUCCUCAAUCAAUCCCCAGAGCUCCAAUCCCCGUCAUGGAUCCAAACCCUACGCGCUUCCCGAUCCUCUCCUACGUCAUGUCGCGCCUUAACUCCGUCUCCUUCAUCCGAUCCGAUUCCGAACCCGACAUCGAAGCAUGCCUCAGAUCCAGAUGCGACUCAAGAACCACAGCGCCUCGUUCUCCGUCGACCUCCUCGAAUCCAUGCCCCACCUCGCGAUCCCACUGUCCUCGCCCGCCAUGAAGUUCGCGUCGCGACGGUCGCCCGACCCGCUUCCGUCCUCAAACCCUAGGCGAUCGCCCCGACCACGAGUCCGUCGACGUUUCCCGCGCUCGCCUCUCUCAGAUCGACACCGCCCUCUACAGGAGCCUCGAGGACAUCGUCCGCGCCCCUCGGCCCGAAGGAGUCGACGUGAUUACCUGGAGGUCCGUCAUGGCUGAUCAGGAGAAAGAGUGCCGAGAGAAGGCCGAGAAGGUGAAGGCGCCGUUCAAGGCGAUUAUCGAGCUGGAGGAGAUGCACGAGGCGUAUAAUAACCAGCUGAAGGUAGCUGAGGAGAAGCUGGUUAAGAUUUACGAAGGGCAUAGAUUGAAUCAAGAUGAGGAAGAUAAAGAGAAAGAUGAGGGUAAGGAACUGGUGGAGGAUGAUAAUGUGAACGAAGAGGUGAUUGGGAUCUUGCAACAGGAGAGAGUGGAGAAGGUGGAGCUGUCGGCCCGGAAUCUGAGGUUCUUGCCGGAGGAGUUUGGGAGGAUCAGAGGGCUCAUCUCUCUUGAGCUCUCUAACAAUCAGCUGCAGGUCAUUCCAGAUUCUAUAGCAGGGCUGGAACAUUUAGAGGAGCUUCGAGUUUCUUCCAACCUUUUAGUCUCAUUGCCUGAUUCUAUUGGAUUUCUGCUUAAUCUGAAGAUCCUCAAUGUAUCUAGUAACAAGCUCAAGGCAUUGCCUGAUAGCAUCUCUAAGUGCAGAUCCCUAGUGGAGCUAGAUGUGAGUUACAAUGAGCUCACCUUUCUGCCAACGAGUAUUGGGCAUGAAUUAGUGAAUCUGCAAAAGCUGUGCGUCCAACUUAAUAAGCUUCGAUCUCUUCCUACAUCUGUUUGCGAGAUGAAAUCUUUAAAGCAUUUGGAUGCACACUUUAAUGAACUACGAGGUGUACCCUAUGCUAUAGGAAAACUGUCAAAUCUCGAGUAUCUAAAUUUGAGUAGCAACUUCAGUGACCUGCAGGAGCUUCCCCCUACAUUUGGCGACCUAAUUAACCUUAGGGAACUUGAUCUCAGCAACAAUCAGAUCCAUGCUUUGCCUGAUACAUUUGGCCGUCUUGAGAGACUUACAAAGCUCAACUUGGAUCAGAACCCGCUAUCUUUGCCACCAUUGGAGGUGGCAAACCAAGGGGUUGAGGCAGUGAAGGAGUACAUGGUGAAAAGAUGGCUCGACAUGUUAUUAGAAGAACAAAGGAAGAUCAAGCUUCAAGAACAGUCACCAACAAAGGUUGGUUGGCUUACACGCAGCACCUCGUUGUUGGGUGGGUUAGUUUCUGGAGUUUCUGAAUAUCUUGGUGUUGGCGAUAGAUCUCCACGAGAUCCUUAUCUUGAUCAGAAUCUGUGACUCAAUUUCAUUUUGGAGUUUACUACUGCGGGGCACUUAGCAUGUGUGCAGUUUUUGAUCAUGUGCUUUUGUGAGGUUACACGAUGUUACCUUUUCUUUCCUCCUAGUUUUGCUUGAGGACCAUUUAAGAAGCAUCUAAAACUGUGAGACACUUCGAAAGAACUCUGCAGACGUCGUCUUUUUGUAAGUAUGUUUCUUUACUGUUUUCUUCUGAUGUGAUAUUCAUGAGAAACAGUGACGAAUAUUGGAUGUGUUUCAGGACCCCUAUACUGUUAUUGUUCUUUAUCGUUGUUGCAGAACAAAACCUGUAUAUUUCUUUUGAAAAUUUGGGAAAGAGAUUCUUACUUGCCUGCAUGGUCUACA